CGGCGAGUGAAGUGACAACGCAGCUAAUAAACAAUUAUUGCAUCCAAACCAAAAGUCGCCAAAGGCUGUGGAGACUCCAAUGGUCUCUGCGCUAACUUUGCCCGCUUGACGGCGUCGGAACGCUGCCGCAGUUCAUGUCCACACUCGCCGCCCCGCCCAUGCCUAUCUCUCGUUUUCCGAUUCCACCGCAUUCCGUUUCGUCUCUGCACUGGUAAAGAAAUUGUCCGAUGGGAGCUAGACUGAGUUUGAAUAACCACAAGCCAGGCUGCAACAACAUCUCCCUUGAAUCACAGGGCGAGGCAUGCAAGAGACAGAGGACUUUAGAUAGCUUCUGGGAUGAAAACCCCCGCCUGAUUCCAAGCCUUCCUGAUGAGAUAUCGGUUCAAAUUCUCGCCAGACUUCCAAGAAUUUGUCAUUUCAAUGCAAAACUUGUCUCGAAAAGCUGGAGAGCUGCUCUGAGAAGUAGAGAGCUUUAUAAGAUAAGACAAGAACUUGGAACAACAGAGGAGUGGCUCUACAUAUUGACCAAGACUCACGGCGAUAAGCUUGUCUGGUUUGCCCUCGAUCCUGUGUCCAAGAUAUGGCAAAAGUUGCCAUUGCUGCCAAACAUUGCUUCAGAAGAAGGAACCCGAAGGGGCCUGUCCAGCCUUAAGCUAUGGAACAUUGUCGGAUCCAGUGCUAUUGCGGAUGCUAUCAGAAGCUGGUUGGGAAGGAAGGCUGCGCUGGACCAAAUCUCAUUUUGUGGUUGUGCUGUGGGAGCCAUUGGCGGCUGUCUCUAUGUGUUGGGUGGAUUUUGCAGGACUUUGGCCAUGAACACUGUCUGGUGUUAUGACCCGAUCGUAAAUGCUUGGACUGAAGCGACCCCCAUGUCUACAGGACGAGCCUACUGUAAAACAAGUGUCUUAAACAACAAGCUUUAUGUUGUUGGAGGUGUUACUCGCGGCCGUGGUGGUCUAACCCCUCUCCAGUCAGCCGAGGUUUUCGAUCCCUCUUCCGGGACAUGGUCCGAUGUGCCGAGCAUGCCGUUUUCAAAAGCCCAAGUGCUUCCAACAGCUUUUCUUGCCGACCUGCUCAAGCCCAUUGCGACUGGAAUGACAUCAUACAGGGGAAAACUUUACGUACCUCAGAGUCUAUACUGUUGGCCCUUUUUUGUCGAUGUUGGAGGAGAGGUAUACGAUCCAGAAACAAAUUCAUGGGUCGAAAUGCCCGUAGGCAUGGGUGAGGGAUGGCCUGCAAGACAAGCUGGAACAAAGCUAGGCGCCAUUGUAGAUGGGGACUUGUAUGCUUUAGAUCCAUCCAACUCGAUCGAUAGCGCUCAGAUCAAAGUGUACGAUCACCAGGAUGAUUCUUGGAAAGUUAUCGAAGGAGAUGUGCCUAUUCAUGACCUAACUGAUUCGGAGUCGCCCUAUUUGCUUGCCAGUUUGUUAGGAAAGCUUCACGUGGUCACCAAGGAUGUAAAUAAUAAUAUCUUGGUCGUUCAAGCCGAUAGGCAAAGUAGAUGUGAUCCCGGGGCGUCUACAUCUGCUUCUUCAUCGGCAGCAGCUAAUUUAGGUGAAUCCUUGCAAGAAUUUUGUGAAACCUUACCAUUUUCGUCUGAGAAUAUUUGGCAGGUCGUCGCGUCGAGGAGCGCUGGAUCUGCGGAGCUUGUUAGUUGCCAGAUUCUGAACAUCUAGCUGGAUCAAUUGAUUAAAGACAUAUGGUAUGUGAUCGGUUUUAUUUUCGUACAUUCAUACUUUUGGGACUACUACUACGAUUAUCUUUAGCUUACCUGUAUGUAAGUAAUGCUCUAUCGUACGUACAUUACAUAUAUAUACAUACAUACAUAUAGAUAUAGAUACUACUACUAGGGUAUCAUACGACUGCUGCUAUAACUGUUAGAUUUGAUUUUAUGUGCUUCAUCA
Andrographis paniculata is the source of this 1901-nucleotide messenger RNA. Its product is annotated as F-box/kelch-repeat protein At1g22040-like. NCBI's taxonomy places the organism in Eukaryota, Viridiplantae, Streptophyta, Magnoliopsida, Lamiales, Acanthaceae. The record is from RefSeq and is a predicted model, not a curated record. Gene Ontology annotation, molecular function: protein binding. The coding region runs from base 228 to 1673 and encodes 481 amino acids. The transcript is spliced from 2 exons.